Molecule: messenger RNA, 1067 nt
Organism: Salvia miltiorrhiza (redroot sage)
Lineage: Eukaryota; Viridiplantae; Streptophyta; Magnoliopsida; Lamiales; Lamiaceae
Exons: 5
Coding region: 16-648 (210 amino acids)
Source: RefSeq, a predicted model, not a curated record
CUAAAAAAAAGGUGAAUGAACCGCGCCUCCUCCUUCAUUUUUUCAACACAACUUUCACUUCUAUUUCUCAAAAUUCCCAAAUUUCCCCCUCCGAUUCCCCAUUUCCGGCGACUCCCGCUGCGUGCUCCCCUCCGGCGACUCGUCCACGCCGCCGUUUCCACCGCGCCCCUGCUCGCUCCGCCUCGCUCCGCCCCGCGCCGCUCCCUGCGCUGCUGCCCGCCCCGCGCCUCGCCGCUGGUCGCCCCGCCUCGCGCCGCUGCCGCCCUGCGCCGCUGCCCGUCCCACGCCGCGCUGCUGCUCGCCCCGCCCCUCCCUGGCGCCGUGUCCUCUGCUGCCAGCGCCCGAUUCCUCCGCCGCCACCGGUCCUCCUCCUCCGCGGCCACCGGUCCUCUUCCUCCGCUGCCUGCGUCCGUCGGAUUCCUCCAUAGAGGGAAAAGGGUUUUGGGGUUGGAGUCAAACCUAACAUUGCCGAUUGUUUUCUUUCUGUGCUUCUGCUUCUUUCUUGCUGGUCUAUUUGGAUCCAUCAUCAUAUCUCAGGAUGUGAAUAGGGGUGUAUCCAGGCAUAAAUUGCUGCAAGAUGUUGGAUACGAACAAGGGAAUUCAAUGGUUCAUGGUGAAAGUGGAGAGUCUCUAGUUAGAAGAUCCUGAGUUGGAGACCACGGGCUAUCUAUUAUCCUAAUUUUGCCUCAGAUGAACAGUGCCAAAAUAUAAUUGAACAGGCUAAGAGAAAGCUCAAACCAUCAUCUCUUGCUCUGCGCGAGGGAGAGACUGCUGAGAGCACAAAGGGUAUUCGGACAAGGCAGUGAACAUGUAUCGUGGAGAUAGCACGUCAAAAGGAGGAGAUGAGGCAGAAAGAUGAGCAGACCGAUGCUCGAUUUCAGGCUCAGCAGCGUAUGUUCGAGGAGAUAUUGGCUAGGCUUCCACCUGGACCCACUCCACCCACUGGACCAUCAUCUUGAUUAUGUUGUGUUUUUGUAUUUUGAAUACUUGAAUAUUUCUAUUAUAUAUUUGUGAACACUUGAAUAUUUUGUUAAGUUAUGACUAUUCGAAUGCUAAUUUAAAUUUCA